Molecule: messenger RNA, 179 nt
Organism: Penaeus monodon (black tiger shrimp)
Lineage: Eukaryota; Metazoa; Arthropoda; Malacostraca; Decapoda; Penaeidae
Product: cyclin-dependent kinase inhibitor 1C-like
Source: RefSeq, a predicted model, not a curated record
GCCUCUCCGGGGACCUCAACCAGCGAGGACGCCGCCGCCGGACGUUAGACGCGAAGGAGGGCGGGGUAAUGCAAUCAUGUAGUCACAAGUCGUAGCCCCAAGUUCCGUUGUUGACGGUAGUAGUUACGAGAACACCACCACCACCAUUGAUAAUAAUAUUUUCAUUCAUCCGAUUUUUA